GCUCUGCUCUCGCUCUUUGUCUGGCUCCCCUACCUGGUCUUCCUUUUUCCCCUUCCUCCUCCUCUCUCUCUUUGAUCCGUCUCACGUAUAAAAGGCGUCCACUCCCCCCAAGGAUUUUGCCCUGCGUUCCUCGAUCACGUCUCCAUAUACCCAAUUGCACCCUUCAGUCUACUCUGCACCCUUGUUCCGUGCCCAUCCGUCUUAUACACGUCUUGACACACCAUGUCUACCCGAAAGCGCACCCGUGACGAAGAGGACGAGGAGGAGCUCGUGUCCCUCCCCGAAGAGGAUGAUGGAGAAGAGGAAGAAGAAUACAUCUCUACUGGAGAUGAAGAGGAAGGCGACGAUGACGACGCCGACGAGGAAGAAGAGGGAGUUGAUGAGGAAGAGGAAGAAGAGGAGGGCGACGGCGAAGCUGGAGAACAAGAGGCCCCAGUGAAUGGCGCCCAACCACCACACAAGAAGCGCAAGACCGCUGAGGAGGAAGACGUCGACAACGGCGAAGCCGCCGACGAGGAAGACGCGCAAGAAGUGGAAGAAGAGAAGGCCGCAGAGGACGAUGCCGAAGAGGCCGAGGAAGAUGAGGCAGAGGAAGACGCUACCGAGGACGCAGCUGAUGCUGCCGCCAAGGACGUCAAGGUGCCUGAGGUCCCUGCGGCGACAGACACACCGGAGCCCAAGGCUGUCACUGCUGGAGGCGACGAGUAAAGGAAACUGAAAAAAAGAGACGAACAUCUGGUUAGGUAGUCUUUGGAGUUGCGUGCACUGGGCUGCUGAAAAGGGCGGGAGCAGUUCCGUGUACUACUAGUAUGCUUGGCGAUUUGAUGACGGGCAUCUAGAUACCCAGGAUAAGGCAUGGAUUUGGAUGGGUAUAGCAGGCCCUCUCGGUCAUUUAGGUAAUGACUCGUAUCUGACGUUGCGUACCUCGCAAUUCUGGAAAUAAAGAAACGUAAUGCCCGCCGACGUGGACUCUUUUGUUUA
Trichoderma atroviride IMI 206040 is the source of this 981-nucleotide messenger RNA. RefSeq lists its product as uncharacterized. The record is from RefSeq and is a predicted model, not a curated record. NCBI's taxonomy places the organism in Eukaryota, Fungi, Ascomycota, Sordariomycetes, Hypocreales, Hypocreaceae.